AGACGGUAAAGAAGAUCAGCGUGUGAUUGAGACUCUUACCCAAGAAAUAACGAACCUUUAAGGAGAUCAGAGAGAUUACAGCUUUCUUUCGGCAUCUGGGACUUCUGAAGAUUCAAAUGUUAGAAAAAAUGUGCAGCGAUCUCUUGCCACAGACCUUCAGAACCUCUCUAUGGAGCUUCGUAAGAAGCAGUCAGCUUAUUUGAAGCGUCUCAGACAACAAAAAGAGGGUCAAGAUGGAGUUGAUUUGGAGAUGAAUCUAAAUGGAAGUAGAUCUAGAACAGAAGACGAUGAUUUGGAUGACAUGGCGUUUAAUGAGCAUCAGAUAGCAAAGCUGAAAAAAAGUGAGGCAUUUACGGCAGAAAGAGAAAGAGAGAUCCAACAGGUAGUGGAAUCAGUAAACGAGCUUGCUCAAAUUAUGAAGGAUCUUUCAGUACUUGUAAUAGACCAGGGCACUAUUGUCGAUCGGAUAGAUUACAAUAUUCAAAAUGUUGCAACUACUGUUGAAGAUGGCCUGAAACAACUUCAGAAGGCAGAGAGAACACAGAAACAAGGGGGGAUGGUAAUGUGUGCGACAGUGCUAGUUAUCAUGUGCUUUAUCAUGUUGGUCCUCCUAAUCCUAAGGAAAUACUGUUCUAAUCGUUGAGCAUAAUUAUUCCCAUGAUUCAUUUACAUGUGAUAGUCCUACCUUCAUGAGAAGUUGACAUGCAUAAAGAUAUUGAUGCAUACACUAUCUUGCAGAAAAGCAGAGGAGUUCUGAACUGCCUCCUUUAUAUAUGAGUAAAACUAAGUGCAUUAUAAAGAAUACUAAUUUUUGUAUUAACAAUGACAUAGGUGAUUGAGUGUUACUUCAUUUCUAAUUCAAAAUCAUCCCGUUACAUGAUAACAUAUCAUUAUUUUUACACAAAUCAAUCUUUGUUGUUAGUCCACAUAGUUUUGUUGUUUACCUAUGCUACCGGAUUGGAAAAGGAAAAUGAAUGAAUGUCUUGAAAAUGUAUAGAGCUUAAUUUGUAUUUUGUUAAGAACUAUCCAUUCUUGUGUUUUUACCCAGGACUUGAGUAGCUUUGGUUCUCACAGUGCUCCCUUUUUGAGGAGACGAGGCAUUUGAUUUGUUUGUAUUGUAUCAUUUUUUUGUUUUUCUGUGUAAUAAAAAUGAGAAGCAUCCACUUAGACCU
This is a messenger RNA of Mangifera indica (mango), 1172 nucleotides long. Its product is annotated as syntaxin-43-like. Gene Ontology annotation, biological process: intracellular protein transport; vesicle fusion; vesicle-mediated transport. Gene Ontology annotation, molecular function: SNAP receptor activity; SNARE binding. Gene Ontology annotation, cellular component: membrane; SNARE complex; endomembrane system. The record is from RefSeq and is a predicted model, not a curated record. The transcript has 7 exons. Lineage: Eukaryota; Viridiplantae; Streptophyta; Magnoliopsida; Sapindales; Anacardiaceae. Bases 170 to 643 code for a protein of 157 amino acids.